Molecule: messenger RNA, 2050 nt
Organism: Podarcis muralis (Common wall lizard)
Lineage: Eukaryota; Metazoa; Chordata; Lepidosauria; Squamata; Lacertidae
Gene: METTL21C
Product: methyltransferase 21C, AARS1 lysine
Source: RefSeq, a predicted model, not a curated record
UAAAAGGCACCGAGCUGGUUGAAAAAUCUCUCAGCUUAGGAAUUGGAUCCUCGGAGUCCGGAUUAAUUACAACUUUCCAGCAUUCCUGCUAUGAUUUCUGCACGGCACCAGUUCUUCCUUAAAGCAGACCAAGGAAUAAUGGAGGACGAGGAACACCUGGAGGAAGGAGACAAUGGCUGCUCCCUUGCAUCUGACUCAGGGCUGCCCCGCGUCUUCAAAAUAUUACAGAAAUGGGUUCCUAAGGCCUCUCCCUAUUUUGACAAAGAACAUUACUGCUACGCUGGCCACCAGAUCACCAUUCAAGAGUCCAUCGAAAACUUCGGAGCCGUAGUAUGGCCUGGCGCACUUGCUCUGUGUCAGUACUUGGAAUCAAAUCAACAAGAAAUCAGUCUCCGAGACAAGAAGUUACUCGAACUGGGAGCUGGUACAGGCCUGGUGUCCAUUGUGGCAAGUAUACUAGGUGCUUUUGUGACAGCUACUGACUUGCCCGAGGUCCUUGAAAAUAUGGAGUUCAAUAUUUCAAGAAACACACGCAACCUGAACGUUCACAAGCCCGAAGUAAGAAAGCUGGUUUGGGGAGAGAAUCUCCACGCAGACUUCCCCAUAUCAACCCAUCACUAUGAUUUUAUUGUGGCUACUGAUCUGGUGUACCACCACACAGCUCUUGAAGCUCUGUUAGUCACCAUAGGCUACUUUUGUCAGCCUGGGACAAUCUUGUUAUGGGCAAACAAAUUCAGAUUCAGCACAGAUUACGAUUUUUUGGACAGAGUUGGCAACAUGCUCAAUAUCACACAGCUAGCCGAAUUUCCAGAGUCAAAUGUUAAGUUGUUCAAAGGCACAGUAAGGGAAAAUUAAGAUCCGAAAGAGUGACAGAAUCUAGAACAGAUGCAGCCUAAAAGUUUACAAAGCAGUAGUUUUUAAAAGAUGUUAAUUACCCCCUUCUUCACAACAGCCUGGUGCAUUCAAGUUGGCUUUUGGGGUUCUAUUUCCCAAUAAUGGGUAAUCCCAAAAAGCAAGACUGUAUGCAACGGGGGUCAAAUAAGUGGAUUUUAGUAAAUGCUCUCCUGCUCCUUAUGCAGCUGUUGCCCCAGAUGAUUAACAGAACAUGUUCGACCACCACCAAACUGCAUCCUUUUGGAGCUACCCACGAUGUUAUGCCCUGGGUUUUUCCAUAAAACUGAUUUACCGGUAAUUGGACCUGAAAGCUUAACCCCACAUCCUGUUGCUAGAAACAGAAAGGAGAGAGGACCAUUUUACUCCGUAAGUCCCAUGUGACUACAGAAAGCAACUCCAGUAACAUGAAUAAGCUGUAGUGUAAUGAAGCCACAACAUUUCAGAUUAAAAUGUAGGGUUGCGCUUCUACAAGGAUAAACCAAUUCCAGGUAAUGGGGCUACCAUGCUAUAGCUUUAUAGAGUCCUUUUAAAAGUCCUCUGGUUCUAUAAGCAGUGCCAAAUUGUUGUCUCAAUAACAGGCAUAUAAAAUAUACGCUGUGACCAAUAUUUGCUACAAUGCUGAAAUGUAACUUUUUACUUGGCCUCCAUGAAGUCAGAUAGACUAGAUUAUGUGUCCUCCCUCCACCAGCUCUGAAAAUAGCAUUGAUUUCCUAAUGCCUCCCUUUAGUUACUCUUGAAAAAAUUAGGACAGAUCUCAGCUUUGUUUGAUUGUUUUUAUUAUUAACAAAAUUAAAAGUAUGAGAGUGCGCACGUUUUUGAUCUUGAAAUUUGCACAUUUAUUUAGCAGUUUUACAUUUCCCUCCCCCAAAACAUUAUUAACAUAUCUUAUGUAUAAGUUUUACAAUACCUGAUUUAAGUGUUAACUGACUGUUUAUACAUGUAUCAGUUUAUCCGAUACUCUGCAACACAUGGAUAUCUGAGAGCAUCUCCGAGUUGAAGAUAUUCAAGAGCACCUUUUGCACCAGCAAUUCAAAAUACAUUUGCAGUGAGUGUGAAAGUUUUUAAUUUUAAAAAAAUUCAAAAUGUAAACUCUUGCAAGUGAUACUGGUAAUUAAGUUCCAUUACUGUUAAGUCUAAUAAAUAAGGUUUUAGCUAC